Pocillopora meandrina is the source of this 23602-nucleotide messenger RNA. The record is from the annotation of a GenBank genome assembly. NCBI's taxonomy places the organism in Eukaryota, Metazoa, Cnidaria, Anthozoa, Scleractinia, Pocilloporidae.
UUUCAGGUCGACUUAACACCAGCAUCACGUGACUUCAAUGGGAGGGAACAGUCGCAUCUCAUUAAGCUUGACGUGCGGGAACCCCGCUUAAGGCGCCUUCAACAUGGGCGUGUUCUUGCCAAUCACCCUGUCAAUGAAGAGUUUGAAGAGCAGCUGUCAAAGCCCUUUUACUUCCAGCAGGAAGAUCAUGGUACUAUUACUGACGUUCUUUUCCCAAAGAGGUCUGAGUCUCCCGAAAUUGCUGCCUUCAAAAAAGGUAAGGCGUAGAAAGACAAAAUGUAUUACCAGAUCAUUCAGCUGUUUGGACCUCCAGAUAUAAUUUUCGAUGGACCGAGCAUGCUCGUACUCAAAUUUUACAAGAUGUUAGAGCCGUUUAACUGAGGAGCUGAGAAACUACAGAAUAUUUCACGUUUAAGGCCUUCGUUAUAUAUUGGUAUUGGGCCUUUUCGAAAUAAAUCACAUUUGUAAAUGUAUGGUUGUGGCUCAAUGACAAACUGCCUAAUCUCUCUCUUUGUCAUAAGAUGGAACUAAAGUGAAACAAAAGCAAAACACCUUUCACUCAAAGUGUUCAGGUUGUUUGAAACACGCUUUUUUUUGUUUAUGUUUUUUUUUUUUGUUUUGAUGCUGGUCAACUGGAAUGGUAGAUUUUUUAAUUUAUUCUAUUUUAUGUUAUGCACGGGAAGAUGAGUGUUUCUUUUAGUUAGCUCAGACUUAUGCAAAUGAACUCAAUCCAAUGUGACUAACCAGUAUGGUUAUUUUGUUGAGCAACCUACAAUUUUGCACCCUCUGCUCGUUGUUUGACAACAGGUAUUGCAGGCGCAUUUCAGCUAAACCUUAGGGACGCGCACAGAUCCAACAUCUAUGAAGUACAAGAACAUGAUGACUCUGGUUUCUUUCGAACAAAGUACAGUGUGAUGUCAGCCAACGAUACGCACGCUCAUCUGCAUCGCACCUGGACGAACCAAGACUACCAAACGUUUGCAGACGGCACCCCAGCCAAGGCAGAACACAAGGUGCAGUCUCAGCACAAUGCGUAUAUUCAUGUGAAAGACGGAAAGGUAGAGAGAGUUCACCGUACUAAUAAAGCAUUUUUUAGACCUGCCAAUGGUCAUCCAAGGGCCGACAACUUCGAAGGAUUUAAAGGCCAAGAGCAAGACAUUGAAAUGUCAACAAAGGGAUACAGCAAACUGACGUUAAGAUCUUGUCUAGGACCUGAACACCAUCGUUCCAAGCGAUCAGCAACAGAGGAACAGCAUUUAAAGAUAGCUCGUACUCUUAUCAGAGACAAUCUUUUGUUUACUGACACUGAGAAGAUAAACUGGUCCAAGAUCGGUGGAGAGAAGAAAAAGCCGAAGCCUUUCUAUGAAGUGCUGCGCUGUUUCACCGACAAAAGCAUGAAGGAGCGUCAAAUCGCUGAUUGCUCUAAUGAGAUGCAUCGUAUGGUUCGCGAAGAUGAAGACGCUUUUCGAACAAUCAAUCGACUUGUUCGGGACCGAAGUCACCAAAACAUCACGUCUUGGGCAGUAUAUGUAGCAGCACUUGCCGGUCACGGAAAGUACCAGGCCCAAAACACUUUAGCGCAAGCAGUUAGCGCAGAUUACCCUCGACCUCUUAGCAAAGAAGAGUAUGAGACACUUCUGAUCGGAAUUUUUUACUUACCAGAAGGUCCACUUCACUCACAACUCUUUGAUGCCUUGUUAAACCUUGUGUCACGAGAAGAGAAAGGAGAUGAAGUCACAUCUACAGCGAUGCUUGUCUUAGCAGGACUAGCUGAAAGAGCAAAGAGAUCGGGGUACAAUGACACCUUAUGCGAAAGCGUCGCUGAGAUGAUCCACAACAGGUACCAAAACAGAUCAACAUUGUAUGAUCCCGACAGCUCGGACCACGAAAUACAGCUAAGAGACCACAUCUGGGCCUUUGGAAAUCUCGGACAUCAUUCCGGACUUCCAGUUAUCCUUCAACACAUUGACCACGAUAACUCUGGUAUACGAUCGGCAGUGAUCUCAGCAUUACGCAAGCUUCCUCCAGAGCACACGAAUCAACACUUAAUGAAUGCACUAUACGCAGAUGAACAUCCCGAUGUUAAAACUGCCGUUAUUAAUAUCUUUGUUGAGCGUCAUCAACAUUUAAGCGACUCAGUGGUAAAAGGCCUAGAGCAUGCGCUGUGGCACGCCCCAGAAAGCGAAACUCUUGAUUCUAUGAUUAUUCAGCUUAUUGAAAAUCACGGUGACCACCCCAAGGCACUUUAUUUAAGGAAAAGACGACGAGCAAUUCAUCGCCAAAAACGUGCUCUCUUUCCAUUCCUCCGUCCAAGAGAGUUCGCUCUUGGCCGGUCAAAGCGAUGGUUGAAGACCUAUGGUGGUAAGUGGCUUGGAGCCGAAUCAAUCAUACAGUUCAUUAAUCAGGUAAAACUAAGAAUUGGCAUUUUUGGGGGAAAUUUUGAGAUUAAUCUUGACAACUAUGCGCAUAUUCAUGCCUACAUUCUCAAGUUUGGAUUUGAAGUCGUCCGAGGUAAAGCUGCUUUUAAGGCAUCCGCCAGUUUUAAGAAUGAUUUCCCGAAAGAUCUCAUCCACGCCGUUGCAGAUGCUGGAGACGAUCUCCUUAAGCAGUUUGAUAGUAUUACGAGCGUGAUUGCUGAACAGAUAAAUCAGUUUAUCAGCAAACUUGCUGGUUAUUUACCAUUGCACAUCGACAAAUUUACAGAGUUCGUCAACAAGCUCGUUCAGUUUGUGCAGAAUCUGGUGCAGCCUUUACGACCGAUUAAUGUGAUUGGAAAAAUCAUAAAAUUUACCAAAGAUGUUCUAAGCCGCCUCAAGGACUGGAAGUGGCUGACAGACAUGAUAAAGAAAAUACAGCAAAGUCUCGGAAGGCUGACUGCCAUAGACGACGUUUUUCAAAACGUUAUUGCAGCUCUGGACAACAUCCUCGGCAUUGUGGGUAAAAUAACAAACUAUUUGCCCCAUAAUCUGCCGGGAAAUUUCAAUAUCAAGACACUCCUGAACAUUCUUCGCUCGGUCUCUGUCGACCUGCAUUUUAACAAAAUCAAAGAAUAUUUCAAUUCCCUAGGGAUGUCUGUUCCUAACGGUUUCCGUUUCCAGCUUCCGUUCAAGUUCUCCAUCCGCCUUUCGUUUUCUCUGGAAACAUUUCAGAAAAUUUCCUUAAAUCUUCUACGGUUUGCCAAUCGUUUCCUAGAUAUGUCUUCUUUGCUUGAUUUUCUCCAAAGCAUCAGAUUCCCCAGGUUACAGUUACCAGACAUGAACCAACGAUUCCCUUCUUUUCAAGGGAGCGGUUUUAACUUUGGUCUACGUUUUGAUUGGCGAAUCAGCCUAAAGUUCAAGCUCAAUCUGAAAUCACUGGGCUUCCAGAAUUUUAUUACUGUUUUAGAGAAACUUGGAGACUUUUUAGCACAGUUCAAACUCCCGGGCUUCGAUCUCGAAAAGUUUUUUGAAGAAAUAUUACCCGGCAAGAACUUAGAUCUUGGACUACUUUUCAAUGAGCUUUUGGGCGGAAACUCUAACUCGAAUUUUACUAAUCCGGGUGACGUUCUGCAAGAAUUCCUUGAGAAUCUUCUUGAAGUCCUUGACGUUCAAUAUGCGAAUGUCUCAGCAAUAGGUGAUAUCACAGAUUUCUUUCAGGAGCUCGGGCCGGCAAUGGAGCAGUUCGCGGAAAAAAACGUACAGCGUAUCUGUGGAUUGUAUAAACUGGCUUUGAAUUCAUCCCAGGAAUUUAAGGAGUUUGGAGAAAAUGUUGAGCAGGAAGGAAUUCAAGUGCUUCACCUUGUAGAGAAUACUACCCAAAGUGCACUAACGGAACUCCUUAACUUUACUGUCCUUGUAGAUUCUCUAAUAGACGAAAUUCAACGUAACUUUACCACGGCUGCAAAAGGAUUCGUCUCAGACUCGCUGCAAGAGCUCACAGGCAAACUGAAAGAUAUUCAGAAUCUUGCAAAUGAUAUAGUGGACUUUGCCAACGGGACAGCCUCAAAAGUCAAUGGUGCAUGCACCAAAGCUGCAAAUUUCUCCGCUGACGUAAUAGAUAAAGUUCAAGAAAACGCCCGUGAAGCACUUAUGGAGCUAGGAUCGUUCAUUGGACCUGUUGCCAUAAACACAAAAAAGGUUGGAGGACAGUUGAAAUCCGCUGUGUCUAAUGUCGAGACGUGGUAUGAAGAGAACAUGGCAGCUCGUGUCGGGAAGAUUUCUCGAGUUGCCCAGAUAAUAUCAGAUUUUCUUUCAGUUCUUAACACAAAGAAAGGGUUUCUGAAAUCCGUUCGUGAAAUAGCUGCUCGAAUCAACGAGGCCCUUGCGCGUCUUCGGAAUCUUCCAGCGUAUGCGAAUAAAGCAAGGAAAACAGUUGAUGAUAUACUUAACUUUGCAGACAAAGCUCAAGACUACGAAAAAGAGAUCCAGAAGCUUGAUAUUAGAAAGCAAUUUGGACUUGACUUUGAUCAGCGAAUAAGAGAUGUCUGCAACGAGUUUAAGACCAUUGCUGUUGAGACGCUCGACAUGUUUGGAAACUAUGACAUUGUCGAAGAAGUUGAUACGUUUUUCAACAAAGAGGCCGAUAAGCUCAUAAGAAAAGCCGUGUCGAAGUUUCUUAGAAUUAAAAAACCCAUCGACGAGAUGCAAGACGAAUUACGAAAUAUCAAGGCCAUGGUGCGUGAAAUGAUGGGUGUCUUAAUAGAGCUGAAGCCUUUCACCAACAAUCUUUCGCCUAUUUUAGAGACGGCAGGUCAACUACCUGACUGCAAGCAGAUCAAGAAUAUACUCAUAGAGAGCACUAAACCAUGCGUCCGCAAAGCUUUUGGGGUUGGGAGAUACGUCAUCGAUCAGUACAAGGACUUCAAUAAGGAAGUGAGAGUUCUAUACGACAUGGUUCCGGCUACAUGGAAGAACUUUAAAAUACAGAAGUGUAUCAAGGGUGGAACUUGCAUUUCCAAAGCUUUUAUCGAUCAAGCUAAAACCAUUAAAGAUAAGGUUGAUGUCCUUAAAGAUAAUUUUAAAGAAGCGAGUGGAUACACUGACCUGCUUCAAACUUGCGAACAAGGGGUUGAUAACAUCACAGCUGUUAUCGACACGGUGAAAAUGUUAGUGGAACAAGUCCAGAAUUUCUCCCUUAAAGAUGAUGUUCAAAGAGUAAAGGCGGUUUUCCAAAAGAUCACUGGCCGACAGGCCGAGAAUAAUGAGGGGAGUGGCAUUCAAAAGCGCUCCAUAAAAGAAGUAAAAGAAAGAAUCGAAAGAAUCGUGGACUAUGUACAGAAGGCAAGGGAAACUCAGAAGAAAAUACAAGACUUGCUCGAAAACACUUUCAAAGCAAUGAGAAAUGUCUACGAUGAUGCUGUUCUAGAACAUAUCAAAGCGGUUGAAGAUGUGCGUUCCAAACUUAAACUAUCAUACGAACUUUGGAAAAAGACAAAGAAUAUCAACCACGUCCUGCAAGCAUUAGAUACUGUUACCCAAGGUGCUUCAAAAUAUGCUGAGAGCUUAAAAGGUGUGACGAAUUCAUUCUCGAGCCCAAUUAUUGACCUCUUAUCUGAAACAGGAGAACUCAGUGAUGUCGUGAAGCCCUAUCUUAACAAAUACGCCACCAAAUUCACUGACACUAUUACAAAAGUCAACAACUUUCUGGACAAGGUUACAGACUUUCUUAACAAGCUACAGCUGCGACAGAGAGGACUAGACCCCAGGGCUUACAAACCCUGGGAACAAAUACCCUAUUGUUCGGAAGAAGUUUGUGUACGAUCAAUCAAACGAUCGUCAUCACUUUACCUAAAAACCAUUUUCACUUGGAAGUUCCCACAUCUAGAUGACCUUUCCUCUAUGGACAAGAGUGGGCGUUGGCUGACCCCAGGUUUGUUUGAUGACUAUAAAGUAGAGGGAAUCUCAAGGCUCUCCAAAAGCGAGGUUAUUUUGGGUAUGCAUGGAGUCUCUAGCAACAAAGGGAAAGCAUCACUUUUAGUAGUAACCAACUUUGGUAAUGGAGUCAAAAAGAUAAUUCAACUUGGUAGUCAAGGAAGCCCUCUAGUUGUAAAAAUAGGAGGAGUGGCUGUUGCUCGAGAUUACAUCUGGAUCAGUGACAGCGCGUCAAACAAAAUUUAUUCCGUAAAGAAAUCUAGUGUGACAAGUUCAUUCUCGUCGCCAAAGCCAUCUUGGGUUGGUUUGUCCAAAUCUGCGUCAGUUGAAGGUACUGCAACUUCUCUUUCUUACGAUGAGCCAUCCAAUGUCCUUUGGGUAACAGACGGCAAAGGUGGAAAGGCCUACGGCUAUAAGCUAUCUGCUAACGGGGAUCUGUCUCCUUCUGGCCUAACACCCGAAAGAGUAAUCAUCAUCGGAGCAAACGCACAAGGCAUGGCUAUCGUCAGACAGUUCAGUACCGAGUAUGUUUGCAUCUCGAAAUGUGCCAUGAUUUCUGGUUUCCAAUGUAAGCUGGAGUUCCAUGACAUUAGUGGUGGUGAUGAAACCGGAGAAAACACGCUCUCUAGAGUCGUCAGAACCCCCUCGGGCUUAGAGUCCGUCUCCAGAGUUGACAGUGAAGUAAUCGCAGUGGCGUUCUCAAGUGGUACUUAUGCCGAGAAAGAUAAUGUAGAGCUUAUAGGUGGUGACUUUGAAGAAAGAUAUUUCUAUCUAAGACUUCCGAUUUUGAAAAUGACUUUUGGAAUCCAAGAAAACUGCUUGUUCUUUACGGUUAUGAAUGACUACAUUCUGCGACCGCGGCGGUUGUUUCCAUUCGGAGACAUGAUUUGCGGAACUACGCGAAAGCGAAGCACCUCGCAAGAGCUAUUGGAGUCUGAUGUUUACUCUGAGCAACUGGAAAAAGAUCAUAAGAGCAAUAGGAGAAUGCGCAGGCAAACCUCAGAUCUUGGAUCAUGUAUGACUUUGUUCCGUGGAAAUGUUCUUAGGGGAUAUCAGAAAUUCUUCCCUGAAUAUUCACAAACCAUCAUUGUGUUUGGCAUACCAGUAAGACUGUUCGCUGGGGCUGGUGGCUAUUAUAGUGUAGACUAUCAAGGGCAAGUUUGCAUGAGAGACAAAGUUUUCAGACUUGGUCUCAUUCCUGGAGCUUGGAUCUCUGUAUACGCUGGUGCUUCUUUAUCAAUUUUUAUCGUAGAAGCUGGAAUUACGAUUGAGGCAAGACUUCUAGAAUCCUACUUCGUACCAGAACUAAGAAUCAAGAUCGAUAAGUGGCCGCUUAAAGCUUGCAUAGAACUUAAGUUACGAAUGACUCCACUUCGCAUCAGAGUUUGGUUGUGGUAUAGAUUCCGUCUUUGCAUUAGGAUCAGAUGCAAGUUGUUUGGAUGUAGUAUAAAGAUUAGAUGGUGUUCGAAGAAGACCCUCGCGGAGUGGUGGUGGUCAGCGAGAACGAUCGACCGGACGCUCUUUACAAAUUGCCAUCAAGAUGUUGAUACGACGCCUCCUGUUGCUGGCGAAUGUACUGCAAGGCAAGCUGCUGACAAAAAAUAUUUCGUACAGUGGCAUGGAUUCUACGAAGAUACUAAAAUCAACAACUACCACAUCAGGAUAGGAUCCAUUCAGGGUUCUGGCGAUGACUACUCUGCAUGGGUGGGAACAUCUUUAAGCGUAGUUGUCAACGAUCUUCCAAUAAUGCACGGACGAGAUGUGUAUGUCAGCGUAUUGGCAACAAAUGACAUGGGGCGUGACAGUAAGUUAGUUAACUGCCCUAAAUUUACGGCGAGACGUAAGAGUCCUCAGAUUCGGUAUGUCUACGAUGGUGUCAAUGAACAUCAAGAUGUGGAUUAUCAGUCAGAUACAUACGCUUUAGGUAUGAAUUUUGCCUUCAAGAGCAAUAUAGAGGAUAUCGCAUACACAAAAUGGGGAGUAUCGUCCUCUCCCAGCUGCACGUUUAACGAAGCUGAAGCAGAUAUCGUUCCCUUGACCACUCUCGGUGACUCAACUACUAUCCAGACUUCUGGCCUGAAUUUGAUUCACGGCAAAAAAUAUUUCACACGCCUUUAUGCGAUGGAUUUGUUUGGAUUAAAAGCAGUCAUGUGCAGCAAUGGUAUUUUGAUUGACACGACACCUCCUUUUGCCGGGUAUUUCCAGGAUGGUGCUGGUGAAGCUGAUGCAAUGUUUCUUCCAUCGCUAAGGCGUGUUCGGGGAAAAUUCGAUCAUUUCAAAGAUCCUGAGAGCCCUCUGGUGAGAUAUGAAUGGAAAAUUUCAAGAAACAACACCGAUGAAGAUGUUACGUCAUUUGUAGAUAUUGCACUCACUCAACAGACACCCUUCAUGGAUGGCCUUUCUCUUGAAGCUGGUUUAACUUACAAACUAGUACUCCGUGGAACAAACGCGGCAGGACUUCAAACAGUUAUUGAGACAAAUGGAUUUGUGCCAGAUAAUACACCGCCGUAUUGCGAAGAGACUGCUAUUGACGUAACGAACGAUGAAGAUUUACUUGACGUCGACUUUGUUAGAAAAUUGAGCAGUAUUCAAGCAAAAUGGAAAUGUGUAGAUCAGGAAAGUGGCCUUCGCGCACAACUGGUGGGAGUUGGUACUUAUCCAGGAGGAGAUGACGUGAGAGCAUUUGAAAAUGUCAACUUCGUUACCCACAAAAUCAUCCAGGGUGGUAUGCUAUUUGCGAGUUUCUCUGAUGUCAAUAUUCUUCCGCGAGUCAGAUAUCACGUCACCAUAAAGAUCAUAAAUGGAGCUAACCUCAAGAAAACUAUUUGGUCCGAUGGAAUUAUCAUUGACGAUACGCCGCCCACAGUGGCUUCACAUUACAUUAAAGAUGGCGUAGAGGGAAAGGAUAAGAACUACACCAGAGAAAGAUACACCUUUAGUGCGCACUGGGAACAAGCAUUUGCAGAUUCAGAAAGUAGCCUGGUUGAGUACCGCGUUGCUUUAGGGACGAACCCUGGAUUCAAUGACAUUCAGAGUUUUAAGACAGUUGGCUACCAAACCAGAGUGACCAUUGCAGGUCUUUUCCUGAGCAGUGGUCAGCGUUAUUUUGUUACAGUUGUUGGCUGCAACGGGGUUGGUAUGUGUAUUAAUGGCAGUAGUAACGGAGCCAUUGUGGACUUUAUUCCUCCACACACUGGAAAAGUCAUCACCGGACUAACAGGUCCUCCUCAGUUGUUUCAAUGGAUUAGUAAAUCAGUAUGGGCAAGAUGGAAUUGGUGUUUAGCGGAUGAGAAGAGAGUAUUUGGACCAGUCGACUCUAGUCAGUGCAGCAACGACAGCUUCUACGAUGUACAUAGUGGCGUUGCAGGUUUCGGUAUUUCAGUGGCCUCUUUGAAGAAUGACGACCUAUUAGCAGCGCCUAAGACGGCUGGACGGGUUAGGGUUACUGGGCGCAACAUUGACCUCGAAGAUGGAAUGUACUCAGUGGUUAUUGAAGCAAAAGAUAAAGCAGGUCUUGCUGCUCGCGGUUUAUCAAAUACAUUCAUCGUUGAUACUAGUCCCCCUCUAAUAACGUACAUCCAGCAUGGACAUUUUGGCGAAACAUUGGCAGCUAUUAACACACCGCGUAUUACUUUCAGAGCGUAUUUUGAAAUUGAGGACGAUUUAUCGAGAGUUGCGACGUACAAGGUGGGAGUUGGAAGCUAUUCUGGAGCUGAUGACGUCAUGAGAUUCCAGUUGAUUCCAUUAAGUAAACCAGAGUCUUCACUGAGAGCCAACUGGACAGCGCCAAACUUGUUGUCCUUGGAAAGCAACCGACGUUAUUUUAUUACCAUUUGGGCCAUCAACAACGCUGGGUUGUUUAGCAUCAAAUCAUCGCCCCCUCUACUCUCUGACCUAGAACCCCCAAAAGGGGGAAUCGUCCUAGACGGAUGGGGCUCAGCUGAUGCCCAGUAUCAAAGCUACUCCACCCUUUUCCGUGCCCAUUGGUAUGGCUUUAUUGACUUCUCUGGUAUUGAAACAGUACUAUUAGGUUUAUCGAGCAAGGCAGACUCAAUAAGCUGCGAUGUGAAGAAGGAACAGAUUGUUCCAUCCAAUUCAAACUAUCAUGUCUUAUUUGGGCUGAACUUGACUUCUGGUCAAAGAUACCACGCAUGCCUCAAAAUGACAGACAGGGCCGGGAAUCAAGCGUUUUUUCAUUCUAACGGAGUGAUUGUGGAUAGCACUCCUCCCCUUCUAGGCUCUGUGACCGAUGGAAGACCUGGAAUGGAAAUUGACGUACAAAUCGAGAGUUCAGUUCUUCGAGCCUCUUGGUUUAACUUUACCGAACAAGAAACAGAAAUAUUAACUUAUCAGCUGGCAUUCGGCACGUCUCCUGGAGCCCAGGAUGUGCAACAAUUUACAGAUGUAGGGCUCGUAAAUACAGCUGCAAGCUCUAGAUUACAAAUUUCAGAGUUGACAAGUGGCAGUCGUUAUUAUGCGACAGUGGUUGCAUUUAACCUGCUUGGUAUGCCUAGUGCAAUGGUUUCCUCCAAAGGUGUUUUGGUGGAUUUCACACCUCCCGUUUUCUCAAAGCAUGUUCUCGAUGGUGACGAUCCAAAUCAAGACCUAAGUUUUACUUCAGGAAGUUCCUUGGCUGCCACAUGGACCUGCAAUGAUCCAGAAACAUCUUUAGCGUCCAUAGAGGUUGCCUUUGGUUUACAGCCUGGAGAAGCCGAUGUUAUGAACUUCACAAGCUUGCCGAUUCACAAAACAUCGUUUACACUAGCGGGCGAUCUUCAACUGGGAUAUCGUUACUUUGCAACGAUAAAAUGCACCAACAAUGUGGGCCUUAAGGCAGUUGCUGUUUCGAACGGCGUUGUCUUUGAUGACACUCCUCCAGAUUUAAUUUAUGUGCAAGAUGGGAAAUACCAAUACUCUACAAGAAACUUGACGGUAGAAUUCAAAUUUGCUGACUCGGAGAGUGGUGUAAAAGAAUAUGCAGUGAAGGUAUUCAGCUCAGUCGAAGACGCUUACGGAUCCUUCAGUUUCAACGGCAGUGUCUCCACAGCGGCUUUGAUAUUGGCCAAAGAUCUUGAUGGAGGGAGAAGGUAUUUUGUCAAUGUGACAGCAGUGAACGGUGUUGGGUUGGAAACUACCGUGAAAUCAGAUGGAUUUACCGUGGAUACUUCACCUCCGGUAUGCUUGCACGUAUGGGAUGGUCAGGGAGAUCUUCAGCAGGACUUAAAAUACGCUCCAAGCUCAAGCAAACUGAGCAUUUCGUGGUUGUGCUAUGAUAAUGAAUCCCCGAUACUUCGCUAUCGUUUCUCAGUUAAAAACUUACGCACGAGCGAAUACGCUAUUCCUUUUUAUACUUUAAAGACACCUGUAAACUCCACAGGGUCUGCAAUAAUAACAGGAGGAGGUCGAAUUUCAACAGACUAUAAAGAAGGAGAAACCUACGUCGUUGGUAUUGAGGUUCUGAACGCUCUCGGCCUGUCCUCAGUAAAUUGGACGGAUGGUGUUAUCAUUGAUAGCUCCCCUCCUGAAGUGAACGACUUAAAAUUAACAUAUGAUCCAAAUAAUGAUUCUGUGAGCGCUUCAUGGACUGCGAAGGAUGACCAAAGUGGACUCGAGUCUGUCGCAUGGGGAUUGGGUACUAAUCCAGAGAGUAACGACAUCAGAAACUUUACAAAAGUGUCAAUUUCUAUGUCAAGCGUUUUGAUUUCAGAGAUUCCUUUGCUACUUGGUCGGACGUAUUUCUUGAGGCUCCUUGCUGUAAAUAACGCCGGCUUAUCUAGUACGACAGCAUCAAAUGGUAUCAUAAUCGACCAAACUGCGCCGGACCCUGGCUUUGUGGUUGCUCAGUAUGUUUUCCCAACCAAUUAUGAUCGGAACAAGAAUGAAGUACCAGGAUCAUUGAUGGUGGUAACUUGGACAGGCUUUGCAGAUCCUGAAAGUGGUAUUAGACAGACUAGUUGGGCUGUUGGUGAAGAUCUUCUUUCGCUUAAAUCAAGUGCCGGCGAUUUUUACACCGAUGUUAUCGCAGACGACUCAGUGGGUGGAGUGGUGAUCAAUAAUCAAACCCUCGUCGGAAAUAAGACUUACUUCGUCUGCAUUCGAGUUAGAAAUGGCGCUGGACUUCAAAGAACUGAUUGCUCGUCUGGAUUGUUUGUCAUACUUGGAAAGUUUUCUGCUGGGGUAGUGAGCGAUGGCCCAGUAAUUUCAGCGAAGGAUAUUGACUUCCAACUAGACGACAAAGCAAUUUGGGCGCACUGGAGUGGCUUCAAGGAUCCAGUAUUUGGUAUCUUCAGGUAUGAUUGGUGCAUUAGGGAUCAACCACCUAACCCUUCUGGAUCUGAUCUUUGUAAGGGGCCAUUCUUGGAGUCACAUCAUCUGAAAACGUCCACUAACCGCUUCCACAACCUGACACUUGAACACGGCAAGAAAUACUAUGUCACAGUGAGAGCUGAGAACUACAGAGGAGAGCAUGUCAGUGCUUCAUCGGAUGGUGUUGUUGUCGAUCGAACGCCCCCAAUAGGAAAGUCACUUCAAAUAUCCCCCACAACUGGAAAAGGAAGUUUGUACGUGAACGCCCCUUCUGCCCCUGUAGUCACGUGGUCCAUAGACGAUCCUGAAAGCGGUAUAAGCCAUUUUCUUGUGAGUGUAGGUAGUUUCCAAUUCCAAGACAACUUGCUAGGAUUUCAACGUGUAGACAGCCUUAGUCGUUCCAUCGACUUGGACCAACUUAAUUUUACUCUCCACCAAGGACUAGUCUUUCACGUAACAGUUAUUGGAGUCAACAUGCUUGGCCUGAAAACCACUCUGACAUCACAGCAAGUUGUAGUGGACUGGACGCCACCACAAUCUGGUCUUGUAACUGAUGGAAAUCUUACCUCCAUGGGUAGUCAAGAAUUCUUCGAUAUAGAUUAUCAGUACGAGAAUGGGGUACUGUCUGCCCACUGGAAGGGAUUUCAAGAUACUGAGAGCGGUGUCGUCGAAUACAGCUGGUGUGUUGGAACAACGCAAGGUAAGUUGUUAACUUUUUUAUACUCGUAAAACGUUUCUUUUUUUUUCUGAGAGCAUCUUAUUAACAAAAAUAGAAGGUUUUCGGUGUUGAUUCGUUAAUGAAUAUGGAAAUUAUAGAAUCUAAGUUUUUUGUAUGGCUCGGCAAUUUUAUGAAAACCACGUCACACGGUGAAGUCAUGACGUUUCUAAGCCAUCUUACAGCGCGUGCACCUACACCCUAUGUAGUUUUUACCUCGAUUCCUUCAAUAAUUCUGAGAUUUUUUUGUUGAGGUAGAUGUAUUUAAACUCGCAGCAUUCUUAGUCAGUUUUUUCUUCUGUUCAGGGAAGAUCUAGAAGCUUUGUUCUAAUCGAUUUUUCCUAACAAAUUCAUACAAUUAACUCGAAAAGUUAGAAAUGAGAUUGCAUUUCAUACAUGAACCCUUAGGGUAGUUUUUUAUUUCUCCCAGGCGCCUGCAACGUACACAACAUGACGUCUGCAAAUCUCCAAACAAGAGCGCAUCAUUACGUUGUCCUUAAAGAAGGUCAGCGGCACUUCUUUACUGUAGAAGCUCUAAAUGGUGCUGGAUUAAAAGAAACAGCUUACUCUGAUGGCGUUAUGCUGGACAGUACUCCACCAAGCGUUGGGGAAGUUUUACUGGCUAGUGAAACUAAAAAACAAGCAGAUUCGCUGCCUCCCUCACCAUCAGGUGUCCGUCGGUUUGCAAGAUCUGUAUGGGACACACCAGCUGAUGCAGAUCAAAUUGACGCUUUUGGUGUUUCGUCCUUACGUACCUCCUCAUCUGUCCAGUGGUGCAACGAUUCUAAUAAUUCUUCAUGCAACAUCAAGCAACAAAGUGAUCGUUUGUUAUCGUUUUCCUGGGAAGUACCUUUCGAUACAGAAAGUGGAAUUUCUUCUGUAGAGUGGUGCGCUGGCUCAAGACCGGAAUUAUGUGAUAUUGUCCCAUGGAUAGAUGUAGAAAGAAGUAGAACGUGGAUAAAGCAUUCUCUUUCGCACCCGCUUGCAUCAGGAGCUAUAGUAUUGAUUAGACUUAAGGUGACAAACGGUGCUGGCAUGAUAUCGACUGCCAUCUCUAAACCGCUGCUUAUUGAUAAUACUGAGCCAACAAAGGGUGUCGUUAUAGUAGGAAACACAAUGGAAACUGAGUACCUGCGUAAAGAAGAGCCUGUUACGGCAGAUUGGAGUGGUUUCUCUGAUCAAGAGAGUGGAUUGAGUCGCUUUGAGUGGGCUGUUUGUCACGCUGGUUCUACAAAAGACUGCAUCACUCCGUUUGUCGAUGUUGGACUUAAAAGGAGCAUAAGGAAUUCCGCUCUUGACAUCAAACCUGGAGUUUCCUAUGUUGUCGUGGUGCGGGCCCACAACAAGGUGGGGUUGUUUAGUGAGGCUGUGUCUAAUCAGUUCAUGCUUGACCUCACAGCACCGAUUUCCGGCAUUGUAUACGAUGGCUCGGACGAGAGAAAUGACGCAGCACUGCAGAUAUCUGAAAGUGAAAUUUCCGCCAAUUGGUCGCCGUUUGCAGAUUCCAAUAGUAGAAUAACCGAGUACGAAAUGUGUGUGGGAACAGAACCAGAAAAAUGCGAUGUAAGUGACUUUGUUAGUUUUGGAAUGGCUCUUAAAGGUACAAUCACUGGUUUAAGUCUGAAUCACUCUGGGCGAUAUUUUGUGACUGUUAGAGCAACGAACGAGGUUGGCUAUAGCAGCUUGGCAGCCUCUAAUGGUAUUCAAGUUGACAGUACUCCUCCUGUUGCGGGAAAAGUCAGAGAUGGGAAUACACUUGAGGACAUCGAUUUCCAAGCUGGCGGUGCAUUUAUUUAUGCCAACUGGGACGAGUUUCAGGAUGUAGAGUCUGAGGUAACCAGGUACGCAUUGUGCGCUGGAACAAUAAAGGGAACCUGUGACAUCAUUCCUGAAACGGAUGUUGGUGAACACACUGCUUUUGGUCAGCAGAUUCGUCCUUCCUUAGCUACAGGAAUGGCUGUGUUUGUGACGGUUAGCGCUUACAACGGUGCAGGGGCAGUUACAAGGGGGUCUUCGGACGGUGUUAUAGUAGACAGCACCUCUCCUGAUAUCUCCAAGGUAACUUAAUAUUUCUCAUGAGAUGUUACUGAUAAAUUCAUAUUUAGGUCCUCUAUGACAUCUAUUUGUUUUGUAUCAAUCCUCGAAAUUAUUCGAGAAGUAUGUUCCAAAAAGUUGUCUUUUCAUUUUACUUGCUUAAAAGCUCUAUUAUUUCUAGAAAAACAACAAGUGAAAUCCUUUCAGCCACAGCUAAUGUUUUUACCUGUUUCUCUUUACAUUCACAUAGGUACUCGACCUACAAUUACGAUCGCCUUUUGGUGAUAAAGAUUACAUAACUGCCAAAGACGCUUACUGUGUCAGCUGGGAAACAAAGGAUAUUGAAAGUAGCGUAUUAAAGAGCGAAGUGUCCAUCUGUUCAGCCAUCGACGAGACCAACUGUUUGCUACAGCAGAUGGAUGUUGGAAACCGUACUAUAAUUUGCAUUGCUGACUUAGAGCUUCAAGAGGGCGUGAAGUAUGUAACAACAGUUCGUUCUACAAACGUUGUUGGUGGAUCUAGCAAGUCGUCAUCGAAUGGCUUCGUGGUUGACUCAACUUCCCCAGUAGUGGGUGAAAUCAUGCACGUUGAGAAUCUACCUUUAGGAGAAGGUUCUGAGGUGUUCACCGACUCGGAGAUAUCGGUAGAGUGGAGUGGAUUCUUUGACAAGGAGAGUAGAGUCGAGAAAUAUUAUCUUUGUGUGGGCACCCAGCCUGGCGAAUGUAAUAUCAUGAACUUCACUGACCUAGGUAACGCUUCUAGUUACACUCUGCGAAACCUACAGCUUCUUCAAGGCGAGACGUACUUUGUUUCUAUAAGGGCACAGAACAGAGCUGGUCUGGUCAGCGAUGUUAAGUCCUCAAGUGGCGUCAUCGUUGACAAAACAGGUACUUUGGGCGAGUUCUCGUUUUAAAGCAUGGUUAGGAUUAUGAUAUUGAAAGAACGUGAAGCAAUCUUGAUAAUUAACUUGUUCUUUGCUACCUUUACUGUAAGUUGAUACCUUAACAGGAAUAGAGCUGUAGAAUAUUCUGGGUCGUAGUGGAGGAAUUUCACAGUCCGUCAAUAUCUAAAACAGGCUAAGUUAUGAGCAAAGGGAAACUUUAUGGGCUUUUUCGGUUUUUGUCCUUUUUGUUGAUGGAGUCCUUGUUAGGCAACUUUUUUUUUUCUUAAGCACGUUCUCAUUGUCCUCGUCGAUUUCAGAAACGAUGUGGUUUGUUGUUCCUUGCAGGUCCUCUAUCUGAAGGACAAAUUAUGGAUGGAACAAAUGAAGGUGUAGAAAUUGACAUUCAACAAAGCAGAACCCACAUAGCAGCUCACUGGAAAGCAUUUGAAGACCUUGAGAGUGAAAUCAUUCGUGUCACGUGGUGCGCCGGCUUGUCACCAGCCUCUUGCGAUCUGGUCAAUGAAACUGAACUUACCAUAUCCAGUACGUCCGUGAGCAAGGUUCUCGUUGAACCCGUGACGAAUGGUGGGCGGUACUUUGUCACAGUGAAGGCAAUGAACGGUGCAGGUGUCCAAACCUCACUGACAUCGGAUGGAGUGACAGUGGAUGAAACGCCACCAACAUCCGGAAAUGUUAUUGAUGGAAGUGACGCAGAUGUCAAAUAUGUGAAUGGGGAACAAGACAUCCGUGCACAUUGGUUUAACUUUGAAGACUUAGAAUCUGGCAUCGAAUCCUAUGAGAUCGCUUUAUGUGACGUCAGGAACUUUUCCUCUUGCCCACAACCUUUCAUUGGAGUGGGACGAGCUACAAACGUUUCAGUAACAGGUGAGAUAUAUUUAAUGUGUUCAAAUUACGAUAUAUACGUUUGUAUGAGUGGGUUCCAAACAAACGCUCAGUGAUGUUACAACUGCCAAGAAGAAGUCUUGCUUUGUACCACAAAUCUUCCCCGCCUUUAAUGAAAUGCCACUCCGAUAAAGUUAAGUCUAAGGUUAUUUGCAGAUAGCGACAUAUACCGCUCGCUGUUGGUUCACCAUACCCACAUUGUUCUGUUUAAUUUCAGGGCACUUCAUGUAAAAGUAAGAUUGAAUAUGUUUUAGAAUCUAGAUGAUAGACUGAGUGAAGAGUAAACAGGUUUUUUUUGACCGGAAUGUUUGACUUUGAUAUAUUCUUAUCAAAUUGUACACCUUAAAACGUCCUACAAGUAUAGGGGUAAUCUUCACGUUUUUUCCUGUAGGAUUGGACCUCGAGAGUGGCGCUCAGUACUUUCUCAUCGUUAGAGCCAUAAACUUCGCUGGUCUCCAUGUUCAAGCUUCCUCCGAUGGAUUUACGGUUGAUUUUACCCCUCCCUUGGCAAGUACAGCAAGAUUAGGAACUGGAAUUGAGCCCGCCAAAUACCAAUCAGAUUUGACGAAGUUGGUUGUAAGGUGCUGUACACAAUUCGCAUUUAGCUAUUAGGAUGAGAUGUAUGCUCGGUUACGAUUAGACAAUGACGUGGUGGCUGAUAUAGUUUUUAAGAAACUAGAGACUUGAUUUAAAAAGGACUUAAGUUAAUCCUUGUAAAAUCAGCACAUGUACAUGUACAUCUGUAAGAGUAGAAGUGUGUCAGUACGUUACAGAUUCUUAGAUACGAUAAUCAAUAUAUAUAUUUAGUAAUAAAAAUAGAGAUUUGUCAUCAAUCGUGACGUGUUUUCUUUUGAAAGUUGUAGCCACAUAAUUUACCGUUGUAUGGUAAAUGCGCUAAUUAAUGAGCUCGUCUAGAAUUUACAGGAUCUCAACCCGAAAGUUGCUUAGCUCAUACGAGUUAUGAUUUCAUCAUCGUACUAAACUACCUUAUGUUUUCUCGCAGAUGGGAUCCAUUUAUUGACCCUGAAAGCAGAAUUUCGGAGUAUCAAGUAUGCAUCACGUCCGUGCCUGGGAACUGUACAAUCACUAACUAUAUUGACGUUGGAAUGAAUACAAGCUUCACUUUCCAUAGCUUACAACUUCUCCAUGGUGAAGCCUAUUAUGCCCUUGUCAAAGGAACAAACGAGAUUGGAUUAUCUUCGGAGAGAACAACGAAUCGAUUAUUGAUCGAUGCAACACCCCCUGUCUUAAAAGACAUCGACAACGGUCCGAUCAACACAACUCAUGAAACUCCUGACGGAAACAAUACCGUUGGCCCGGUGCUUCAAUUGCCACCCAACAACACGACUCAAGGAAGCAAUCAUAUACGAUUCAGAUGCUUGGAAGAACUAUUGCAAGCUGACUGGGAUGAAUUCAAAGAUCCAGAGAGCCAACUAGCGCGGUAUGAAUGGUGUGUCGGGACAUCUCGAGGGCUCUGUGAUAUGGUAAAUUUGAGGUCGGUGGAUGUAAAGACAAAAGGAGCUGCUCUUGUGAAGAGACUCCCUUCAGGCACGUUGCUGUUUGCUACAGUAUACGCCAUCAAUGGAGCAGGAUCGAGGGCUCGUUUGGUGUCUGAACAUUGUAAGGUCAUAUCCAUUGCACCUAAGGUUGUGGAAGUUAUUGACAUUCCUACAUUGAACACGAGCAAUCUCUCUGAUAUUGACUGGAAAUCUAUGGCGGAAAGCCUCUCACUCAGAUGGGAGAUGAUUGGAAGAUAUGUUAAGGAUAUUUCCCGUUUGCGUAUUCAGGUAGCCAUCACACAGCCUUCCUCGAACCUGUCUUUACCGCAGAUUAACUCGGAUAGGUCCUGGCGUAGCGAACCCCUAAUACACGAUUUCAUGGACGUUUUGACAUGGCAACGAAACGUGACUAUCCAGGGUGUGGCUCUACAAGCAUGGGAACGUUAUCGAGGGGUUGUGAGGGUCUGGAACGAGGGAGGUAUUUAUAGUGAGUCCGCGAGUGAUGGACUGAGAAUCGAGCCCACUGCUCCUCCAAAGCGUGGAUUAUUCAUUUCAGAUAAAGCCGCUGAACAAGAGCCCCUACGUUGGCUUCCAAAUCUUAGAUUGCCCAAGGUUAACGACAGUGCAUUAGACUCGGAGAUAAAAUAUAUUUCUUCCCCUGGGGAGGUGGAAUUGAUUGUGAGAAGCGGCUUAAAUGACUCUAGCAAUAGAACAGCUUUCAUUUUGGAUCACAAUCUUUUCAGCCCGACCAAGGAAUUUAAAAUUAUUGUCCAAAAAGUUACGUCUGAGGCCAAUGAAACUAACACUACUGAGGAUUUCAGCGUAAUGAAAGUUUUCCCGGGUUUUACCAAUCCCGAGGGUCCGUGUUGUACCAGGCGCCCAGUUGAUCCACAAUCUGUCUUCAGUGAUAGGCAUUUCAAAACCACCAUACCGUCCCAGCAUUUUGGUGUUUCUAUCGCUAGACUACCAAACGAUCAUUUUGCUGUUGGUUCUGCAGAUAAGGCGUUUGUUUUGCCCCUUCGAAACAGGGCCGCCAGCCACAUAACAUUGCUAGAUGACAUUGUUGGCUCUCCGACAUCACCCAUCAUUGUAGUAUCACACGGUAAUAGGUCCGCAUUCUUCGCCAAUGGCAAAGCUUAUAUUUAUCAAAGUGAAGUCAUUGACACCGGCGACCUUGAAUUAACUAAGACCGCAGUUCUGGGAAAUUGCAAGACUGUAUCAACUUAUAUUUGUGCAACAAACAACAAAUGGGCCGAUAAUGUGAAACAUGCGAUAGCCAUUAAUCAAAAUACGAUCGCUAUGACGGGAAUCAACUCAUCUACGAACGCCAGUGUUGUGGGCGUAUUUCAGGAACGGAAUGGAACGUGGUGGUUUGCUCAAGCAUUGAGAAGAGGAAAGAGUGACUCUGACUUUGGAUUGUCUUUGACUUUGAAUGCGCGCAUCUUAGCAGUAGCUACAGGAGAAGGCAAGAAUUCUUGUAUCUCGGUAUACUCUGUCGAAUCUUUUACAUUAUACUUGACCAUCUGCAUGUCUGAGCUCGAAGAUAAUACAGGUUCUCUGUCACUUUAUCUUACGGAGACUGACGCGCUAAUAAUAGUCUCUAAGGACUCCAAGUCAUUAAAAGUUCUUCAGCUCAGCAUUUCAUCAAAGUCUUACAAAAAUGUAUGUCACCUUGAUUUCACACCAAACGAACGUCUGAGUGGAUACCUUGAUGUCAGUGCUCGGGAUGGAAGUUUUAUUGUCGCGUUAGGUAUGCAGACAUUAGAUGGCCGGGAUGGUGUGCAACUGGUAGGUUUCCAUGGAAUCUACACAGAUCUUGAUCUUGAAAAAUGCGUAAACCUAGGACGUGUGGUCGCACGAGAAAGUGGAUUUAGAGUAGAUGAUGGAAUUCCACGUACUUCCGUGUCAUUCGACGAUGAUACCGUUUUGUUUGGAGCCCCAAAUGUUGUCACGUGGCCAGGACAGGGCGAGGAUUCAGGUACUGGAAGGGUCUAUGUGGCAACAUAUUGCCCUACCAAUCAUGUAAGAGUUCGAGUUUCUCAGAUCAAGGAAAUUGGUUCUGUACGUUGCGUGCCCUGCGAGGCUGGACAGAAGUCAUUUGGCGGAUUUGUGGAAAUGUGCUCAGAUUGCGAAGGAAUGUCUUGCUCAAAACCUCAAAGCGAUGAUCCGUUUAGUUUUAAAUCAAGUAUAUGUGAUUCGUUUUCCUGUCCUUCUGGAUCGAUGGUGAAUAACUCGACAAAUGGCAUGAUGUUUUCGUUCCCGAAUGACUCAUUUCUCGUCCCUGGUCCAGAAAACCUUUACACUAUACAAUUACUUGAAACAACACGAGCCUAUCUUUCAACAAGUUCUCUCUCGGAGUCGUUCGUGAUCGAUCCGACAUCCCCUGAGACUGGAAUCGUCUACGAUGGACUUGGCAGUGACCCAAAUACAAACUGCUCGGACAAUUCGACUUUCGGUGAAGACAGUCAGUGCUCUACUCGCAGCUUUGAAGAAACUGAUGUGGACUAUACCAAUAAUACGCGAGAGGUACACGCCAGAUGGCUUGACUUCCUCGACGAAGAAAGCGACAUUGUAGAGUAUUUCUGGUGUGUAGGAUCUAAGCCUAUGACUGACGACAUUCGGCAGUGUGAAAGUACGGGAUUGAGGCCAAACGGAAGUCAUUACGGUCUCAACUUUGGGCAAGGUGACUCUUAUUACGUGACAGUUGUAGCCUGCAAUGGAGCUCGCAGAUGUUCCGCCACUCACAGUGAUGGCGUCACAAUAGAUACCACACGGCCUGUGAUGGAAUAUGUCAGGGAUGGAAUUAUGGGGCCUGAUAUUGAUUUUCAGGUAUGAAAGCCUGACGCUAGAGUAAAGAAUAUUCUUCUGAGUUAUUUCAUAACCUGUUACAUAUUUUCUAAGAUGAAAUAUUGUAUUUGUCUCUCGCUACAUCACCAAACUGCUCAAAUUCACCGAAUUAUUCGGACAUUAGUUCCUUUAGAAGUUUGAAAGGCCAGAAAGCCAUUUUGAUUUUCAUUUGCUAAAAGAUUUCUUAUAACAUAAACAAACGUAUCACUAUCAUUGUAUUUGUUGUUAUUCUGCCAUCAUCAUCAUUUGUGUCAUUAUUUUUAUCCUUAUUAUUAGUGUAGUUAUCAUCGUAAAACGUCCCACAUUUCAACUUAUUUCCAUCAUAGGUCUUUGUUGAUAUCAUCUUUGCCUAUUUCUCGGCGAGAGAUCCUGACAGUGGUGUGACGUCAUAUGAAGUUGCGUGGGGAACUGCACCUGGUUCAACAGAUAUCAAGGAAUUCGAGGAAGUUACCAACACAACGAUAUGGCUAGCUAAGUUCAAAGACAACGCACUUGGCGUAGGAAACAAAUACUACGCCACUGUGCGAGCCACAAACGGAGCUGGUCUAUUGUCAGAAAAGCUGUCUUCAAACGGGAUUGUAGUCGGCAAGUCGGAAUACAUUUUUGACAACGCGUCCACCGCCGAGUUUUUCUUUGAUACGGUGAAUGUUAAAGAAGAUGGAUCGCGCAAGGACGGUGGAGUGGGAAAGACAUACGGGACAUUGACUGUACCAGAAGGUGCUGUCGAGGAGCAGGUGAAGUUGAGAUCGUACAGUUUGGAUGAGAAAACAAUGGAUACGAACCAGACUGAGGAGGGUCCCGUUAGCAAUCCUAAGUACACUAGGCCCAAGGUAUGAUUUUGACUUGUUUAAAUUAUGACAAUUGUUUUUGUUCGUUUCCUUGUUCCGUCUCUCUUUCUGUACAAAAAAAUGCUCGCUGCAUCCGCAACAAACUCACUCAUAGCAUUCCUUUUUUAAUUGGACAGCAAUUCAUGCUUGGAAAUUACAGUUUUGUCAUCAAGGCGUUAGACCCGAAGAAUAACACGGUGAAAGAAGGCUUCAAAUUUGCUGAGCCAAUCACAAUUACCAUGUUCUACGACGUUGAUAACCUGGUGAAAGCCAACAGAAAGCACGUCAAUAAUGAACUCACCAAGGAAGACAUAGAUCCUGUGUUGUAUCUUUGGGAUCCCAAGAAUGAAACCUGGUAAGUUUUUGUCCGCAGGUUAUUAAAACUUAUGUAUACCUUACAAGCAAUGCUUAAAGGAUGUGCUAAGCAUCGCUGUUUUAUUCAGAGAGAGCAAGUAACUUACAGUGAUGGAUUUCAAUUUCAAAUCUUAAGAUGCUAGAGAUGAUUUUUUAGGCCCUAUUUUUUAAAACUGGAAAGGUUAUCAUCACUUUAGCCUCAUCAUCAAGUUAAAUUUUAGCUCCUUGUUUGCUUAUUUGCUCUGUAUCUCUCGCUUAGGUUUGAUGCAGCGCUCACGUGCCCUGAGCCCUGGAGUCACGUGAACAAGUCGAUCAAACUGUUGACAGUGAAAGUUUGUCACCUGACUCAGUUCUCGUUCCUUUGGUCAUUCUACGCAAAAAAUGGUCUGGUUUUACUCGAUAAAAACAACUCAAGUAAGUGUAGUUGUGCCAUUUUGGCCCUUCCUCCCCCAUAAGACUAGAAAAAGUCCAUAAUCUGUAUAGCAAUAAUUUAGACCUGGUUUACCAAUGGAAGCUUUAUCCAUAGAAUUAGUCAUGAGGGUAGAAUUAGCUAGAGGUUGUGAUCUAGAUCUUGAUAAAUCAACAAAUUAUCUUUCUUACACAUCGAAAAAGAAAAGUUGUAGCAACUAUAUAGCACAAAUCCGAGUCACAUAUUGAAAUUUGUAGACUGUUAAUUUUCUAUUACCCGCGUCAUCUACACAAUAUUAUUUUGGCCCAGCGAAUUUAUUACUCGGCUUGCACUUCUUUGACGUGGGUGAUGCUUGCUUCGGGGCACAUUAAUUUCUCAACAUUUUUAACUCGACUUCUGACCAAAAUAACAAUAUAUCACGGUCCUUCGUUUUUACAAAAGUAUGCGGUCAUCUUCAAAGCUGAAUAGCAUAUUUAUAUAUGCGUCUUAUGUUUUCAUUUCCUGUGUCUCUGUAGUGUACAACGACAAUGGAGCCGUAGUAGUUACCCGCUCCAGACAAGUCACCAAACUGGAAUUUCCAGUACGUAGAGCGAAAGGUUCCCUGGGUGACGUAACUGUGCAAUGGUCUCUGUACCAAAAUGAUUCGUCUGACAGUAUGGAGAUCGUGUGGCCGAAAUCUGGACAGGUGUCGUUAGCUGAUGGUCAGUGGAACGACUCGUUUAUCAUCAACGUCGCCAGUGACAAGAAAGAAGUACACGAGAGUGUGGUUUGGAUCCAGUUAGAUAAAAGCACAGGCGGCGCUGUCCUCGCAUCACGUGAUCAAACUACAGCCAAGAUCUUAAUCACUGGAAAUGAAGGAAAGAGUGAGGCCUGGAGAUGGAUUGUGACUGGCGUCUGCUGUGGCGUGUUCCUUAUUGUUGUCGUUGUUCUUGUGUAUUGGCUACGUAAAAAGAAACAAGAGUCACAAAGGUAUUGA